Messenger RNA from Eleginops maclovinus (Patagonian blennie), 780 nucleotides. RefSeq lists its product as uncharacterized. The transcript is spliced from 5 exons. Gene Ontology annotation, biological process: actin filament polymerization; regulation of actin cytoskeleton organization; actin filament bundle assembly. The record is from RefSeq and is a predicted model, not a curated record. Bases 1 to 780 code for a protein of 259 amino acids. Gene Ontology annotation, cellular component: neuron projection; stress fiber; synapse. Lineage: Eukaryota; Metazoa; Chordata; Actinopteri; Perciformes; Eleginopidae.
AUGCCAUCCAUGAACACCCACCCGAUCCUCGGCCUCCUUCCACGCUCAGACCCCGACCUCCGUUGUUGUCCGGGCGGCAUUCCAGGGCCGGUGCCAAACGACAACCAUGCGCAUCCAUGGAGAGGCACGCAUCAGCAGCACCGGAGCAGCUACCCAGCAUGCAGCAGGAGCAGCAGCUCCACCCCAGGUUCUACGGUGCUGCCCUCCAUCCUGCCUGUUCAUGCACUGAGGGUCGCCUCUGCUGCCUCUCACUCCUGUCUCCCACUACAGUCCACCUUCAGGCCAAUCUUCUUCCUCCAUCAUCAGCCGCCGGCCACUAUGUCCUUCAAUGGUUCCUUCUCUAACAACAGUAAUCACACACAUACGGAGAUCCAGCUGGCCUCCAGAAGCAGCAUGCUCCAUAGCCAUAGAAGAGAUAAUGGAGUCAAAGCUGAAGCCUCUUCAGGUCAGUCUAACCUCAUGAAGGCUUCCAGAACUCACAACGAGCUCCACAAGGAACUUCUACUGGCCCACAAGAGGGGUCUGGCGCUGAGCAGCAGGUCGGAACUUCAGCAAGUGCUGGAGAGGAGGAAGAGAGUGCAGACAGACUCAGAAGAGGAUGGACAGAGCAAGACUCCCCUGGAAGAUGUGCUACUUAGACGUCAACAGAAACAACUUGAGAAGGAGAAAGAACAAGAGGACAAAGAAAGAGAUGAAGCACAGUUGAUGGAGUUUGUUAGAGUCCGACAGAACCUAAGAAAGAUUCACUCAGCUGUCCAGAACAAGGCUGCAAAUUGCUGA